Messenger RNA from Oncorhynchus nerka (sockeye salmon), 4030 nucleotides. RefSeq lists its product as uncharacterized. Gene Ontology annotation, biological process: signal transduction. The record is from RefSeq and is a predicted model, not a curated record. NCBI's taxonomy places the organism in Eukaryota, Metazoa, Chordata, Actinopteri, Salmoniformes, Salmonidae. The transcript has 11 exons. Gene Ontology annotation, cellular component: cell surface. Bases 452 to 3865 code for a protein of 1137 amino acids.
UGCGUUUGAUAAAUCGAGUCAAAAGACAUUUGACGCGAAGCUGUUCUCCAGAAGUUUCCAGAGUUGCGCAAUGAAAUCUCGCUUGACACUCAGAAAAGAAAAGACAAAUUGUUCUGUGCCUUCGGACAGCUUCAUGACAACUUUUCUUCGGAUUUCUUCCAAUAGAAUUACAGAAGAACUGUCUCUCGUUUGUUACCUAGCAAUAGCAUACAACUGUCUGUAACGUAGUAUGUUUGUGCCUCGGUGGAUGUAAGAUCCAGCGUCUAGAUCACUGAGUUCUGUGUAUGCGUAUCGGAUGUAUGCGCCUAGAUCACCGUGCUGUGUGUGUCAGUAGGGACUAGUGGAACACGUCUGGAGAGGAAACAGUGAACUAAAAAUCUUGCUGGUAGCAUAUUUAACUUUUUUUUUAUUAUUAUUGUGGGGGGGGAAUUGUCAGGACUCAGAAAGUAGGAUGAUGAGGGAGGGAGGUGGUUGUCUGGGACUCCCAGGGAUGUUACGAGUUUUCUUGUUGGGGACUUGUGCUCUUACGGUCCUGAGCUCUGCAGGCUUGGUGUUCCUUCUGGUGCAACACAUGCACCUGUCAGCCCACCUUGCCCGGUUGGAUCUACAGCUCCAGGUGCUCUCAGAGACUUCUGGCGCCGUGCUGCAUCAUUCUGCAGCAGUAUCCCUCCGGGCCAGCGGGGACCCUGGAGAGGAAGCUUCCCACAGGACCAGCAUGGACCCCGGAGAGGAAGCUUCCCACAGGACCAGCAUGGACCCCGGAGAGGAAGCUUCCCACAGGACCAGCAGGGACCCCGGAGAGGAAGCUUCCCACAGGACCAGCAGGGACCCCGGAGAGGAAGCUUCCCACAGGACCAGCAGGGACCCCGGAGAGGAAGCUUCCCACAGGACCAGCAGGGACCCCGGAGAGGAAGCUUCCCACAGGACCAGCAUGGACCCCGGAGAGGAAGCUUCCCACAGGACCAGCAGGGACCCUGGAGAGGAAGCUUCCCACAGGACCAGCAGGGACCCUGGAGAAGAGACUGAUAGGUUGCAGGUGCUCUCAGCGGAAUCUGGGUUGCAGACAUCACCCCACAGGACGAGCAGGGAAGACCCAGGCAGAGAGGAGGCAGAAAGGGAGCUGCAGCAUGGCCGACCCCGCAAUAAGAGGAGCCAGGCUGGGAAACACCAGACUAAGCGACAGCAGAAACGUGCCGACAGGGACAUGAUGAUAAUGAUGACAUACUCUAUGGUCCCGAUCAAGGUCCUGUUGGAACUAUGUAACAGCACAAAAGACAUGUGUUUCACAGGCUCACCAGGACCUCCAGGCACUCCGGGUGUGGAUGGGAAGCCAGGAGUCAAUGCUACGGAAGGCAUAUCAGGACCACCUGGACCUGCAGGGAGACGAGGGAAAAAAGGUCCCCCUGGAGAGAGAGGGGAGCCUGGGGUGAAAGGAGACGUGGGAGACCCUGGACCUCCAGGACUGAAGGACGAGACCUCCAAUGACAUCUUCAUAGAGGGGCCUCCGGGUCCAAGGGGCCCUCCUGGCCCUGCCGGUCCCCCUGGUCUACCUGGCCCCCCAGCGACCUUAGAGGACCCAGAACCCUCUAGAAAUAGGACCAUGAGAGCACAGUUGUUAGAGAACACCUGUUUCCAUCAAGACAACAUAUCUGACUCUCUGGGUACAGAGAAUGCAGCCACAAGCAGCGACAUCUUAAAUGUAACCAACGCAGAGACUGUUAAUAGAACCAUCAGGGCACACAUCCAUCAAGCCAACAUGUCUUCGGAGUCAGCGAAUCUGGUUGCAAGUAAUGACAUGAAUGUAACUGACACCGAGAACGAGGAAUUAAAUAACCGACAAAUGACAUACACCGAGAUUGUGGAAGAAGGACCUUGGAACGCAACUCACACCGAGAUUGUGGAAGAAGGACCUUUGAACGCAACCGAGAUUGUGGAAGAAGGACCUUUGAACGCAACCGAGAUUGUGGAAGAAGGACCUUUGAACGCAACUGAGAUUGUGGAAGACGGACCUUUGAACGCAACCGAGAUUGUGGAAGAAGGACCUUUGAACACAACCGAGAUUGUGGAAGAAGGACCUUUGAAUGCAACCGAGAUUGUGGAAGAAGGACCUUUGAACGCAACAGAGAUUGUGGAAGAAGGACCUUUGAACGCAACCGAGAUUGUGGAAGAAGGACCUUUGAACGCAACCGAGAUUGUGGAAGAAGGACAUUUGAACGCAACCGAGAUUGUGGAAGAAGGACCUUUGAACGCAACCGAGAUUGUGGAAGAAGGACCUUUGAACGCAACCGAGAUUGUGGAAGAAGGACCUUUGAACGCAACCGAGAUUGUGGAAGAAGGACCUUUGAACGCAACCGAGAUUGUGGAAGAAGGACAUUUGAACGCAACCGAGAUUGUGGAAGAAGGACAUUUGAACGCAACCGAGAUUGUGGAAGAAGGACCUUUGAACGCAACUGACAGCGAGAUUGUGGAAGAAGGACAUUUGAACGCAACCGAGAUUGUGGAAGAAGGACCUUUGAACGCAACCGAGAUUGUGGAAGAAGGACCUUUGAACGCAACAGAGAUUGUGGAAGAAGGACAUUUGAACGCAACUGACAGCGAGAUUGUGGAAGAAGGACAUUUGAACGCAACCGAGAUUGUGGAAGAAGGACAUUUGAACGCAACCGAGAUUGUGGAAGAAGGACAUUUGAACGCAACCGAGAUUGUGGAAGAAGGACAUUUGAACGCAACCGAGAUUGUGGAAGAAGGACAUUUGAACGCAACCGAGAUUGUGGAAGAAGGACAUUUGAACGCAACCGAGAUUGUGGAAGAAGGACCUUUGAACGCAACCGAGAUUGUGGAAGAAGGACCUUUGAAUGCAACUGACCGCGAGAUUGUGGAAGAAGGACCUUUGAACGCAACCGAGAUUGUGGAAGAAGGACCUUUGAACAUAACUGAGAUUGUGGAAGAAGGACCUUUGAACGUAACUGAGAUUGUGGAAGAAGGACCUUUGAACGUAACUGAGAUUGUGGAAGAAGGACCUUUGAACGUAACUGAAAUUGUGGAAGAAGGACCUUUGAACACAACCGAGAUUGUGGAAGAAGCAGCAUUUAGGAAAACUGAAUACAUUAUCAAAAGCAUAACGUGCUUUCCAAACGUCACUAAAAUGGAAACUACAUUUGGAGUUUGGAUGCAAGAUGCAGCCCGGGUGAACGAUAACCACAUUUGGAUGGCUGAGCACUUUUCAGGUCGAGUCUUGCAGGAGUACAAGAGCAUUGCAUCAUUUCCUAACAGCAGGUCUAUUGACAUGAGGAAGUUCUACCAGGGUUGUGGCCACAUCAUCUACAAUGGGUCUGUUUACUAUCACAAUGCAGGGACCUCGAAAGUUGUCAAGGAUAACCUGAAGACCAGGAGAUUACAGACACUGGCCAUUGAGAAUGCUCUUUACCACAAUCGAACCUAUCUCUUCCACAACUCCAAGACGUACUUUAAGUUUGCUGUGGACGAGAACGGACUGUGGCUCAUAUAUGCUUCAGUUAUCAAUGGAACCGUGAUGGUGGCCAAGUUAAACCAGAAGAGGUUUUCUGUGUCGUCUGUGGUUAGCACGUCCUAUCCUGUACCGAACGCUGGGAAUGCCUUUGUUGCAUGUGGAGUUCUGUAUCUGACUGACACCAAAGAUACAAAAGUCACACAUGCCUUUGACUUAAUGAAAGAGAAACCUUUGAAUGUAAGUUUGGAUCUCAGAUCAGCCAAUGGUAUAAUGGCCAUGUUGUCAUAUUAUCCCGAAAAUCAACUUUUGUACAUGUGGGACAACAGCUAUGUGAAAAUAUGCAAGGCUUAUUUUACUUUGGAUCAAAAAAGUCUAGUCACAUGUUAUGGUCGUAAAUAAAUCUUAUGAUCGUGGGAGACAUUCUGCCUAGGAGAAUACAGUCAGUCACAAGUAGUGACACCUUGAAUGUAACCAAUGCAGAGAAGGUUCUAUUAACAAUCAGAGCACACACCCAUCAAGCCAACACCCAUCAAGCCAACGCCCAACAAGCCAACGCCCAUCAAG